AGCUGUCAUAUAGAAUGUGCCACAUUGUCUCAUCUUCCAUAUAGUAAUGUUAUAAAACAUCUGUGGUGACAGUGGGCCAUGCCAAGUAUUUUCCAAAGGUGGAAAAAGAACUGAGUAAUUGUGCCUAUUACGUGACGUGAGCAAUGAUUGCCUGUGAUAUUUGUUAUCUAAGAGAUUUCUACCCCAACUCUUCACCACAUAUGAUUUCAAGACAACGAUUUAAUCCAAAGGUGUUUGCUGGCCUCCAUCAUUCAUUGCAAGAUCUCCUCGCAUCAUCUCUAACUCAUGAGUGACCUGAAGGCUGACCUUAAGGGGGACAAUAAAAGUGAACCAAAGAGUAGCCCAAAGAGCGAUCAAAAGGAUAGCCCAAAGACUGAGCAAAAGCCUGACCCUAAACCUGAAAAAAAGAAAAACCUCAACUAUGAACAAGUUAAAGCCAAGGCACCAAGGAUUUUGGCUGAGAUGGUGCAGAUGCUUCUCACAUGGCAAAAAAUGGGCUUCCAUGUGCCACGAGGUGUCAGGAAUAUCUUUGAGUUCACAUGGGAUGAUCUCAUGGUGUCACCUCCAAGGAAAUCCUUCACUGGUCUAUAUUGUCCAGUUGUCAAAUUCCUUCCUUUUGACGAGGCUGACUUUUCCUCCACUGCUACGUCCAGAGCACAGAAGCCGACCCCUACUGCCUCAAUGUUAAAGCCCAACUAUGUGACCCCAUCAUUUGAAAAUCAGCAGAUACUCCUCAAGUUCCAAAAACGGUCAGUCCAUCUCUUGACUGAAUUGUUGAAGAUGAAGAUGAGGAUAAUGAUUGAUGCAAUUGCUGGCCCGAGCAGUGAAGAGAUUGCAAGAAGGCUCCUGGAAGCUGGUCGACAACUACGACCUAAAAACGAAGAAGAAGCAAACGAAAUCAUAAGCAAAGAACCAAGGAAGAAAGGACGUGGUAUGGGUCCAGCAUUACCUGUUGUCCAGAUCUCUUCCACCACCCAGCUUGUACAGCAAAUGUCAGUUUCCUGUCUUUGCUUUUCAUUAUCAUUAAAAGACAGCAAGCAGCCAAAGAUUUCAGGUCUGCUUAAAGGGAAAAACGGUAGCGCUGUUCAUGAGAAAGACAGUUUCAUGGAGAAAUGUGAUCCCUGCCCUCCAGCUAGGGAGAAGCUUCGAGAAAUUUGUAAACAUAUAGAAGAGGAGAAAACUGUGGCCAUAGCAAAGGGUCAUACAAGGCCCCUCAUACUGAGGAAUUAUAUGACUGUCCACAAGUCACCAUCCCAUGCUAUGAAAAGAGCUUCAUUAUCCCAAAUAGCUGCUGAGAUCCGACGUUCAAAGGCGAAGAAGAUGUACUUUGCCCUUCCGGAUGGAUCAAUCACAAUGUAUUAUCCAUCAGGAUGUAUUGCAGUGUGCCAGUUUCCCACAUGCUGUGUAGCAAGAACAAUCACCGUUCUGUUUCAGGAUGCUCCAAUUCAUGAUCUACUAGGUAUAUUUAUGCCACCAGCACAUACAUGUAUAUCCUACUCCUUUAAAUCCAGCUGCUCAAUAGCACUUUUGAUGGAUCGUGAAGGAGGAAGUGUAAGAGAUAAAGACGGUUUUCUAACCCAUCAUUGGAGCUGGUAUUCCAAAAACCAGGUUCUACAGUCAGUAGACUUUCAGCUAAAUGAGCAGCUGAAACUAAAGAUUCUUGGUCUCAAUUCUAUUACGCUCAGUUUUACCUCCCUCAGUGAAUGUAUCAACAUAUCUUUGACAAGACCUGGAUGCACUCAUGUAACCAAGCAGUUGCCUUUAAGAAACCCUGAAAGUGAAGACAAGGAAGGACACUGGAUUCGAAGCUUAUUAGAACUUAAGCGAAGGUUUGAUAAGAGAGUGAAACAAUUUAUAAAUGGAGUUUUGAUGGUCUCAGGAAUAUGUUGCAUAGACUACCCACUUGAAUUUUCUACUGCUAAACAAGUGAAGUUUAUGGUGAGAGAAUCACCCAUUUAUGCCUGGAGUAGAAAACUCAAAGAAGAAACCCGUGGCUCUGUUGCAGAAGUAAAAGUGAAACGAGAUUCCAAGGCAGUUUUUUCACGGAGCCUUUUAACUUAUCAGCUUGUGAAGGAGAAACAAAAGCCUGGUUUGAGGGCACUUAUGACCUCCCCUGAGGAUGCGGCUCCUUCACAGGAGACCUGGGCCUCUUCUCUUACCGACUGUCCUCUUGCACUGCGCAAAAUUUUGGCCAAAGAAACUGAUGGCAUUUGCUGCAAAUGUGUGGUUAAAAUUCCACUGAUUACAGACGUGGAGUUGGAAAAGUUUAUCAACGCUCCAAGAGACCCUCAUCAAGUACUUGUGAUAUGUAUACUGUCACUUCAAAACCAUUCCUACUCUCCUUUCUUUGAGUGGUCCAUAGAAAAUAUUUAUGUACAAAAGCAGCAUGGUCGUCCAUCCCCCUGCAUUCAGAGUAAGCAUGACCCUUUUCGGUUUCUGAGGUAUGACCUAGAGAGCCCUCUAAACAAGAAGCCUCCUAUUCUGGUGGAGAAGCAUGCUGUUGUUCCUGGGAUGAUAGUGAUGUAUGCUGGAGGGAAGCUACUCUUUGGGAGCAACAUUUUCAAUGGAUACAACUACAGCAAGAGGGACCUGCUGAAGCAAAUCGAACAAGUUUGCAGUGCAUGCAAGAUGGGCCACUUCCUGCCACCAAAUUUCAAAUUUAGUCCCACUGAAGAACCUCCAAAGAUAACAUGUAAAGUUGCAGAAAGUUUCCUCAAUGUGAAGAUUAAGGAGCCUUUGCCGGAAGAACAGCCUCCUGUCCAGAUAAUAAAAGAGGUGGAGGAAAAACAUGUCAGCAUGGCAAAGCGUGUCACCGGUGCAAGAAAAAAAGGAAAGAAAUAGGAUGCAAAAGUGGUCGUUUUAAUUCAUUCUUCUUCAUCAUUAUGUGUGUAUGCACACACAAAGAGACGUACAUGCAAAAUAUAUCUUUAAUGUACCCACAGAUUUAGCUUCAGCAAUUACUAUUUUUCAUUAUAAAGCAAAAUCCCAAAAGGUAGCUGUUUUGUUAUGGAUGGCUUUGAUUUCUUUUCCUAUAGAACCUUCUUUGUCUAAAACAUCUAGAAAUUGGUUACAAAUAAGCACCAAAUAUGCAGGAAGUGUUCAUGAAGUGUUCAAGAAUCACAAGAAGGCAAUUUGUGUGAGAUAGCAGGAAAGGGAGGAACUGAGUAGGUCACAAAGAAAGGUAGAAUGGCAUUAAUGUUGAGCCAAAAGGGAGUUUGUGCACUGCUAGGUGGGUUGUAUUUACAAAAUAUUAAAUAAACGAAUUAUCUUCUCGGUUCCUUGCGCAAAUGAGAGGCAGAACGAGACAAUGACAACAUAGCAAAUGUCUAUGGAACUAUGUUCCAUUUGGAAAGAGAAUGCCAGAUGAGAAGCCAAAGGUUCAAUAUUAACUUUAGGGCAGAAGGAACAAUUCAGGAGAAUCACAUGGUAAUGGUAUCUCCCAGUCUGUCUAGAAUGGAGCUGCUGAGUUCUCUUCUCCCAGUUGUGCUGUGGGUAAGUCUUCUACCAGAAGAAAGCACCAAGACACACGCUGGUAGAUUCCAACAGGUUUUAAUGUACAGAAUACCAGAACCUUCUCUUUAGCCCAUUUAUAUAGGGGUUCUCUCAUACCAGAGGGUAAUUGAGGUUUUAUGGCUGGCCUGUUUUUAUGGCUGGCAUCUGUUCUUUGUCAGCCGACCGGAGAUGUCAAAGAUUGGAGAUCAUGACAGGAGCCUAAUCCUUUUCCACUCAUGACCCCUUUUCGCCUGAGAAUUUUUUAUACAACCCCAGGUAUAUAGGUAUAUAAAAUAGGUAGACAAAUCAAACAUUUACUGAAAACAAAUCACAAAGAAUUUAUUUUAAAACAAUUAUUUGCUACACAUAUUAUUUUACGAUAUAUUAAAGAUGAAGGACAAUGUUAA
Messenger RNA from Anolis carolinensis (green anole), 3899 nucleotides. RefSeq names its product chromosome 2 C3orf20 homolog (gene fam194c). The record is from RefSeq and is a predicted model, not a curated record. Bases 286 to 2841 code for a protein of 851 amino acids. Lineage: Eukaryota; Metazoa; Chordata; Lepidosauria; Squamata; Anolidae. The transcript has 17 exons.